AUGUUAGAAGCAGCUGAGCGUUAUAAAGGCAAACCUUUAGAAGAACAACAACUCGUUUUAAUGAAUGCUCAACUUAGAUUACAGAGAGGAAAUGUUGAUGGGGCUAUAAAAGUUUUACAAGCAGUCAAGCCUGAUCAACCAAAUUAUCGUGCUGCCCGUAUAAAAAUGGCACAGAUUUAUUUGGAAGAAAAACAUGAUAAACACCGUUUUGCUCUUUGUUACAGAGAUUUACUUGAGCAAGAUACUAGUCCUCAAAUUUACGAAUUACUUGGAGAUGCUUACAUUUCAAUUCAAGAGCCUGAACUUGCUAUUGACGCCUAUGAGACAGCAAUGCGUCGAGCGCCAAAAGAUUAUCAGCUAGCUGAGAAAAUAGGAAAUGCUUAUGUAAAAUGUCAUCUUUACAAUAAGGCAAUUACUUUCUAUGAAACAGCAAUGAAAAGUAGUGGAAGGCAAAAGAUUUUACGAAUUCGUUUCGCUGAGCAGCUAUUUCAAAUGGGAAAUUUUGAUAAAUGUAAACGUGUUUUAAAAGAAGUACUUGAUGCAGAAACUGAUCCAAGUGAUAUUCAAACAAUUCGAGAACACGUUUCUUAUUGGAUGCUUAUUUCACGUCUACACAUGGAAACGAGUGAAUGGGAUCAGGCAUGCCGGGAUUUAUUAAAAGCACGCCAACUCCAAUUAAGAAUUGUUGGAAACGGUGGUAGAGAAGGUUUGAAUAUUGCUGAAGAGAAGAAAUUGGCUGCUUUAAUUUGUCAACAACUUGCUGAAUUAUACGCAAAUAGUCGUGAUUGGAAUAAAGCAAUUGAAUUAUUUAAAGAAGCAAUUGGACAUAAUGAACGUGACACUAAAAGUCAUUUAUCCCUUGCUGGAAUUUAUGCCUCUCUUGGAAAAUUACAUUUUUGUGAUCAACAAUGUCAACAAGUUUUGAAUUUUGAUCCAAAUAAUAAUGAUGCUACUUUGUUAUUGGCUGAUUUAAUGUAUCAGAAAAAUGAGGGAGAAGAGGCUAUGAAACACUUUGCACAAUUAUUGGAAAGAAAUCCGAGUCAUUAUCAUGCCUUAGCCCGUUAUAUUGAAUUAUGUUGGCGUCGGGGAAAUAUUGAAUUGGGUGAAAAAAUGUUGAGAAAUGCUUUAGAAAGCAAUCCUAGAGCUACUGUGGAUGCUGGCUUUAAUUUUUGUAAAGGCCUUAUUGAAUGGUAUACAGGAGAACCAAAUUCAGCACUUCAAGCAUUUAACAGGGCCCGUCGUGAUUUGGAAUGGGGAGAGAGAGCAUUGUAUAAUAUGAUUGAAAUUUGUUUAAAUCCGGAUAAUGAAAUUAUGGGAACAGAAAAUAAUGAGCAUCAAUUAACUGUGGAAGAGGCUAAUGAAGCUAAUGAAUCUUAUAGGGCAGCAGACCGGUUUUUCCACGAAUUGAGACAUAAAUCUAUGUUGGAUAGAAGAUAUAAACUUAUUGAGAAUUUUAUUCUUUUGGCUAGUCCAAAUAGAUCGAAUAUACAGAGAGCUUUAAAUAAUUUUUUGGAAAUGUCCAAAACUGAUGGAACACAAGAAAGUGAGGCAAAUGUUAGUGCCGGUGCAAUCCUUGGAUCAGCUAGAGCUAUGUUAAUGAUGAAACAAACACAAAAAGCUAAAUUACAAUUAAAAAGAGUUUUAACCCAUGCUUGGAGUUUGGAAGAAGCUGAUUAUUUACAGCAAUGCUGGCUUCUAUUAAUUGAUAUUUAUAUAAAUCAAGGAAAGAAUGAACAAGCAAGUAAUGUACUCAGAACUGUUUUACAACAUAAUUCAAGUUGUAGUAAAGCUUAUGAAUAUAUGGGAUUUAUUUGUGAAAAAGAACAAAAAUAUUUUGAUGCCGCGGCUAAUUAUGAGGCUGCUUGGAAUGUUUGUAAAAGGCGUAACCCUGGAAUUGGUUACAAACUUGCAUAUAAUUACUUCAAAUGUCGAAGACUGAUUGAAUGUAUAGAAGUCUGUCAUGCAGUAUUAAAACGUUAUCCGACUUAUCCAAAAAUUAAAAAAGAAAUUUUGGACAAGGCUAGAGCAAAUAUAAGAAUGUGA
Meloidogyne enterolobii is the source of this 2043-nucleotide messenger RNA. The record is from the annotation of a GenBank genome assembly. NCBI's taxonomy places the organism in Eukaryota, Metazoa, Nematoda, Chromadorea, Rhabditida, Meloidogynidae.